Messenger RNA from Oncorhynchus kisutch (coho salmon), 7299 nucleotides. RefSeq names its product NLR family, CARD domain containing 3-like (gene nlrc3l). NCBI's taxonomy places the organism in Eukaryota, Metazoa, Chordata, Actinopteri, Salmoniformes, Salmonidae. The record is from RefSeq and is a predicted model, not a curated record. Bases 55 to 2346 code for a protein of 763 amino acids. The transcript is spliced from 11 exons.
GUGGGAGGUAAGAGAGCUGGAGAUUCGGGAUUUGAGCCUGUCGGGGGAACCGAAAUGGACUCGGAUUCAGAAGUGGAGAGGAUCCUACAGGUGAGCCAGAACCAGGAGAGACCUCCCUCUAGCUAUGGCUCCAUGAAGAGUGAUGAGGAGGAAGAGGACGAGAACAUCACAGAGGCUCAGUGCUCAUCUUGCAAAUCGGAACUACCCACCUUCACUACACACACAUGGGUCCAGCUGAACCGCAACGUGUCUCCAGAGACGGUCUUCACUGAGAUCACACAGCGGCAGUCUGUCAGCGAGCAUCCCCAAGAGGGAACCUUCGUCACAGAGAGGCCACACACACGUGCGGAGGAGGAAGAAAGGGACGAGCGCAGCCCCAUCCAGGUAGACUACCCUGAGCCCCUGCCCCCCGUCAAGCCUGAGGACGAAUCACAGGAAGAGGGUGAUGAAGAGCAACAGCCAGGCAAGCUGCACCCUGAAUUCGACCUGCCCUACAUAUUCAAGUCCAUGCAGAAUUCUCUGACAUCCCUGGGUGGUCCUGAGUUACACCUGUUUAAGCGCUAUCUAUGUGGGCGCCACCCCUCCUUCACCAUGACUGACCUGGAGUUGAGCGAUACGCUGGACAUAGUGGAUAAGAUGCUGGAGCGCUUCGGUAAACUGCAAGGCCUGCGGGUGGCGAUCCGCAUGCUGGAGAGCAUGAAGAAACCUGAGCUGGCCCAGGAACUGGAGAAGAAGUGCAAGAGAGCUGUGAUCCAGUAUGAGUUGAAGUGUGGUCUGAUCCGGCGACACAACUGUAUCUUUGAGGGUGUACCCCGGGCGGGCCAGCAUCUAUACCUGAAGUACGUCUACGUUGAACCCCAGAUCUCCACCCAAGGUCACGGCGGGGUCAAUCCCUUGCACGAGGUCCGGUCCGAUCCCCCCAACCCUCCCCAGGUUGCCUCCCCAGACAGCAUGAUUGGUGGGAAUAACAUUUUCCGUCUCCGGUCCCUGAAUGGGUCUCCAGUACGAUGCGUUCUGACCACGGGGCUGCCCGGAAUCGGAAACUCUGUGGCGGUCCAGAAGUUCAUGCUGGAUUGGGCAGAGGAUCGGGCUAAUUUCGACAUUCAGUUUGUGUUCCCGUUUCCGUUCCGGGAGAUGCAGUCGCUGAGGGAGCGGAACAGAGUUGAGAAGAAGGACAUCAGUAUGUUGGAGCUGCUGCAGACGUACCACAACGAGACACGCUCCAUGGACUUUCUGGAGCAGCCAGACUGCAAGGUGCUGUUUGUCAUGGAUGGGAUCGACAUCUACAAGAACCAUCUCGAUUUCAAGAACACUCCUGUUGUGACUGACAUCAAGGCUGUUAUUCCCCUGGACUCCCUGUUGGUAAAUCUGAUCCGAGGCUCUCUGCUGCCGCACGCCCUCUUGUGGCUGACUGGGAGACGUGCAGCUACCAAUCAGAUACCUCCUGAGUACAUCCACCGUGUCACUGAGAUACAGGGUUACAGUGACGAGCAGAAGGAUGACUAUCUGACCCUGCGUUACUCAGACAAGUCUCUGGCUGCUAAGAUCAUCAGACACACCAAGAAGUCCCCCACCAUCUACACCCUGUGUCAUAUUCCCUUCUGCUGCUGGAUGGUUGCCAUGGUGUAUGAGAGGGGUUUCCAUAACUACGAGGACUACGGAGACGAGCCCCCCAAGAUUACCUCCUUCUUCAUCCACUACAUGAUCAUCCAGAACAACCGCAAGCUGGAGAAAUACUACGGGCAAAACCCCAACUCACAGAAAUGGACGGACAUGGACAAGGUGUUCAUGUUGAAUCUGGGUUGCCUGGCUCUGAAGCUGUUGGACAAUAACCGCUCUGUGUUCUAUGAAGAGGACCUGGAUGAGCACAGUCUGCUGGUGAGGGAGGUGGCCUGGUGUUCGGGCCUGUGUACUGAGCUUCCCAGGGCGAAUGCCGAAGACAAGCGGGUCUUCUGCUUCACACACCUGAGCUUCCUGGAGUUCAUGGCUGCACAUUAUGUUUGGCUCACCUUCCGCCUGGAGGAGCGGAACAUUCUAGACCAGUCCCACCGCGUCUCCAAGCUGUUCAAGGAACACUCUCUGGUGGACAUGUACCGCAAAGCCGUUGACCGUUACCUCAGCGCUCCUGUCGGCCAGUACGACCUGUUCCUGCGCUUCCUGUGCGGUUUGUCCAUGACGCUCAAUGACGGUUUGCUCCGAGGGAUGCUGUUCCCCCAUAACGCCCCUCCACUGAAAGGUCUGGAGGAGGUGGUCAGGAUGCUGACCAAGAGGAAGGACAGUGCAGGGCCAGAGAGACAGGCCAACCUUAGCGAAUGCCUCCGGGAGCUGGAAACGUCUAAGGACUGAACAGUCUCCUGCUGUUAGCAAACAUGUUUGAUCAUUUGUCUCUGAUGCACUGAACUCUGUUUUGUAAAAUGAAAGGUAAUGCGACCAAAGUAUUGGUGUCGUCUCUGUGCCCCGCUGAAACCAAAACAAUGAACAUUCAGUGUGUCUCAUCCAACUAGCAGACAGACCGAGAGAAAGAGAAGGCAUAAAUCACAGAUGUGUCUUACCAGAAAGAGUUAAUCAUUGUGUCUGAACGAACUCCGUGACUGUGCUGAGUCUGUUUAUAAGGACUAAUAUAUACAACCCAUCAACUAGCAGUCGAAGAUAAAGACCACGGUGCUUGUUAGACUUGUGUGACCAUACAGCCUGUUCAUCCUCUACAAGAUGACUCACUGGAGGACGGAUGCAGACAGUAGUGACCCUAGUUGCAGAAUCUGUUAUGUAUUGCUUCUCCAUCACUGACACUAGCCAGCUAUACUUCUAGUUGUAGUACAAGAACAAUCAGGUAUUUAGUUAACAUUUACAUUAUUCCUUUAAUUAACAAACUUGAUGGAAAGGGAGUGUUUAUGUUUACACAUUUAUGUGUGUUUAAAUGACAUGACACGUCUGUGUGUGUUUAAAUGACAUGACACGUCUGUGUGUGUUUAAAUGACAUGACACGUCUGUGUGUGUUUAAAUGACAUGACACGUCUGUGUGUUUUGUAGUUUGGGUAUAGGGGUGAAAGGUGUACAGUAGCUGGGAGAUAUGAAAAAACAUUAUCCAUAUCACAAUACCUGGCUGAAUUAUCACGAUAAUGAUGAAUUGAACAAUGUUUAUUCAUCUGCACCAGUUAUGUGUUUAGAUUACCCUUAGUAGGGCUGACUCCAAUCAGUCCACUGGUCCAUUGUUUUGUCCUUAGGCUGUUCGACUGAGAUUGUUUUGGUUGAGCAGUAAAACAUAUAUAUAUUUUCACCUCUCAGUGAACUAAUCCAUUGCUGAGGCCUAGACCAAAAGCCAAUUUAUGCUUGAUUUGAAAUUGUGGUGGAGCCUCCAGAGGCCAAAUGGAGCUCUGUACCACUUCACUAUGUCCCUCCCAAAUGUUGUACCAAUGUGGAGGGCUCUGUAUAGCUCCACGAUGACAUGAUUGGUUCACGGUAGGUGAGGGUGGUACAUCCUGUAUAAACACUCCCUUGACAACAGCUCUGCACUGCUCCGUAAGGAGUAUGAAUGCCCUGACUUCUGCUGAGGUCCUUCUUGCCCUGACUUCUGCUGAGGUCCUUCUUGCCCUGACUUCUGCUGAGGCUGUUCUUGCCCUGACUUCUGCUGAGGCCGUUCUUGCCCUGACUUCUGCUGAGGCCGUUCUUGCCCUGACUUCUGCUGAGGCCGUUCUUGCCCUGACUUCUGCUGAGGCCGUUCUUGCCCUGACUUCUGCUGAGGCUGUUCUUGCCCUGACUUCUGCUGAGGUCCUUCUUGCCCUGACUUCUACUGAGUCCGUUCUUGCCCUGACUUCUACUGAGUCCGUUCUUGCCCUGACUUCUGCUGAGUCCGUUCUUGCCCUGACUUCUGCUGAGUCCGUUCUUGCCCUGACUUCUGCUGAGUCCGUUCUUGCCUUGACUUCUGCUGAGUCCGUUCUUGCCCUGACUUCUGCUGAGUCCGUUCUUGCCCUGACUUCUGCUGAGUCCGUUCUUGCCCUGACUUCUGCUGAGGCCGUUCUUGCCCUGACUUCUGCUGAGGCCGUUCUUUCCCUGACUUCUGCUGAGGCCGUUCUUUCCCUGACUUCUGCUGAGUCCGUUCUUGCCCUGACUUCUGCUGAGUCCGUUCUUGCCCUGACUUCUGCUGAGGCCGUUCUUGCCCUGACUUCUGCUGAGGCCGUUCUUUCCCUGACUUCUGCUGAGGCCGUUCUUGCCCUGACUUCUGCUGAGGCCGUUCUUGCCCUGACGUCUGCUGAGGCCGUUCUUGCCCUGACUUCUGCUGAGGCCGUUCUUGCCCUGACGUCUGCUGAGGCCGUUCUUGCCCUGACGUCUGCUGAGGCCGUUCUUGCCCUGACUUCUGCUGAGGCCGUUCUUGCCCUGACGUCUGCUGAGGCCGUUCUUGCCCUGACUUCUGCUGAGGCCGUUCUUGCCCUGACGUCUGCUGAGGCCGUUCUUGCCCUGACGUCUGCUGAGGCCGUUCUUGCCCUGACUUCUGCUGAGGCCGUUCUUGCCCUGACGUCUGCUGAGGCCGUUCUUGCCCUGACGUCUGCUGAGGCCGUUCUUGCCCUGACGUCUGCUGAGGCCGUUCUUGCCCUGACGUCUGCUGAGGCCGUUCUUGCCCUGACGUCUGCUGAGGCCGUUCUUGCCCUGACGUCUGCUGAGGCCGUUCUUGCCCUGACGUCUGCUGAGGCCGUUCUUGCCCUGACUUCUGCUGAGGCCGUUCUUGCCCUGACUUCUGCUGAGGCCGUUCUUGCCCUGACUUCUGCUGAGGCCGUUCUUGCCCUGACUUCUGCUGAGGCCGUUCUUGCCCUGACUUCUGCUGAGGCCGUUCUUUCCCUGACUUCUGCUGAGGCCGUUCGUUCUUGCCCUGACGUCUGCUGAGGCCGUUCUUGCCCUGACGUCUGCUGAGGCCGUUCUUGCCCUGACUUCUGCUGAGGCCGUUCUUGCCCUGACUUCUGCUGAGGCCGUUCUUGCCCUGACUUCUGCUGAGGCCGUUCUUGCCUUGACUUCUGCUGAGGCCGUAUCACCGUAAAUGCUGCAUGGCCAAUGCAAACGUCAGAUUGACCAUGCACCCAGAUGCACAAUGCACUUCUCUCUCCAGAAUGCACUUCUCUCCCACCUAUUGGUGCACAUUUGUUUCAUAACUUCAUUGUGUGAGUUGUUAGUGUAUAUCACUUCCCCAUAUCACCAGUAGUAUGUUUACCGUUAAUUCCUAUGAUUUCUAAUCCACAAUGUUUGUUACUUUGGUUAUGGUAGUUUAUUUGAAUCCAUUGAGUAUUAUUCCGCUAGUCCUGUUCUCAUUGUCUGAGUGGACACAUUGUUUGCAGAGUGCACAACCUAUGCUACACUAGUGAGAAUUUUUGGGGGGUUUAUCUCAGUCCAUUUAUGAGUUUGUCAAUUUAAUUUUGUUAUUGUCUUUCGUUUGGAGUGCUCCUGUCAAUGUUGAGUAAGGACGGGCACGCGUAGAAGUAGGCCUAUAGGCUAUGUGGCCUGAUUUACACACAGAAGUAGGCCUAUAGGCUCCGUGGCCUGAUUUACACAUAGAAGUAGGCCAAUAGACUGUGGCCUGGGUGCAAAUGUAGGCAUAUAAAUGUCCUCAUUUGGGGAUCUGAUAGUAUUUCUGAUUGGCUUAAUGCACCACCACUAAUGACCUGUGGAGCUUCUCAAAGUGAUGUUUUCUUCACCUCAAACAAAUUCUGUAUUUACAUACAUUGACAAUUACAAUAGUUCCUCAAUGUAUUUGAAAAAUCUUUCCGGCUCUCGCCCUUUCGAUAACCACUCAGCGUGACAGGGAAAAUGCUCUGAUCCAGUGGGAAUGUCAUAAAAUAGGCUUCUCAUCAGUGCUUGACUUGGACUGAAAUAGGUUCCCGUAGUCAUUUUGGGUGUCGGUACUGUUUAUAUUUAGGUGCAGGAGCUCCACAAUACUUUGGAGCUGAUAUUUAUUAAGAGGAACAGGAGCUCAAGUAGUAGAACAUUUGAGGUAAGCUCCUGCCCAAGUCAAGCACUGCUUCUUAUCCCUUGAGCAAAUAGCCUACAGCUGUGUCUGUCCCAAGCUUGCUAGUGCAAGCUUUGGGCCAGACCCAUUAAUUGUAUCAAUUUUUAAAGUUUUUUGCAGACAGGCCAUGUGUAGCCAAUGUGAUUUAUAGGAUUUUUAAAAUGUUUAAAUCAGGAUAUUUUCUACCGGCAGGUUGCAAUGUUUUUAUUUGUUGGCUUUAUGCAGGCUAUUUUUACAUUUUUGGCAAUGGCAAUGGAAGUUACUUUUUAGGUUUAUCAUUUAGAUUUGGAUGAAAUUUGUUAACCACAUGACAAUGAUUUUGUGAUAAGACCUUAUAAAUUAAAUGAAACCAUUCCACGUAAAUGUGCAUUUGAAAACCAUUACUGGCCCGCAGAUUGGUAGAAAUGGUAAGAUAAAUUGGCAUUCCACAUGAGAAAGGUUGCAGACUCCUCGUGUAGCCUAUCACCGGCAACUUCAGGAGAGUAAUGGCAGAAUCUGCUGGAGGAGAAUAGUUGGGUCAGGUUUUUUUCUUCUGGUUAUCUAGAUCUCUGGCACCCUCUUGAGGCAUCAACCCGUACGCAUCAGAAAAGCUCAAUGCAUAUAGUUGAUUUUAUUAAAACACAUGGUGUAUAUAAAAUGGAAAAAUACACGUUUAAAUGUUGAGCAAUUGAUUGGUCGACAUAACAUGUCAAGUGAGAUUUAUUUUUUUAGUCGGACAGCCCUAACCCUUACAACUACUUAAAAUGUUGCAGCUAUCAAUUGUCCCAUGAACAAUCACCCAUAUUAGCAAACUUAUUUAAUUUAAAACGUCAUAUUUAUUUAGUAGGGCCCUAUAGGUUAUUUGGGUAAUUCUGCGGAAAUUAUGGAUUUUGAAGAGCCAACAUGACUUUUAAUUUUUUUGACCAAAACUUAGUAAAGUUAACCCUUUACCAUUAUAAAUCAACAAAAUGCCAUCAUAAUGUAUUUUGAUAUUUUUUGCCUUUUUGGCACGGGUGUUACCUAUAUUUUAGAUGACAAUUCAGGCUUUCCUGAAUGUAAUUUCACAAUUAAAUUUGCAUAUAUAAUCAGACAAAGUUUAUGCUAAUACGUAGAAAUUAUUUUGAUUAUAAUUGAUUUUAAACCGGUGUGUGUAAAGUUCCAUUGUGCGACAUUUGUAUAUUUCUACCACUUGUUUUGUUUUAACAUCAGAAAUAAUUGAGGUUGAGUCAUCGAAAUUGGAUGAUCAUAUUCUUAAAAUGCUUACUAAUGAAUGCAGCAGCAGUUGGGUAGAUACAGAUUAACAUUAUUAUAUAAAAAUUCAAACUAUU